AUGAGAUCCCCUAAGAAGAAACAAGAUGAAGCGAAUCGGCAACAAUGUUCUGGAAUGUACAGCCGGAAAGCUUGGGGAGGGGAACGGGACCCAUUUAUUCUGGCUGUAAUUGAAAAGGGCGAACUAAAGAACCAGGAGGCUGAUCAUCUUGUGCAAAAGGAGCCCAUAUGUGACCAGGAAAACAUCGCAGCCAAACUGUGUACACAGGAAGAGCUAGGUUCAUUCAUCUUGGCUGAGAACGCUACGAAAAUAUCGAAGUCUCCGAUUAUUUCAACGGCCAUCAACCUAAAAGAUCCUAAGCCUAUAAACUAUCCCAUAGCCAAAACGGGAUUUUAUUGUGUUAGCACGUACGCUUUCUCUGGUGAUGACUACGAGGGCGUCGUAACCUUUAGCAAUUCGUACGGAGAGCUCCCAGCUCCCCAAAUUCCAAAGCUCCCAUUUUAUGGAGCUUUAACGAUCGUUUACGCAGUCAUUGGAAUAACCGACAUGAUAUCCGUCACUAUCAUUGUGUUUCUCAUUGUGGAACAACUUAUGACCUGGGGUUUCUAUGACUAUCAAAAUCGACACGGUGCGAACGCUAUAGCCAAAGUGCUUAUGGUCAUUGUUGCUGUACUUAAUGCCGGGCGCAAUUCAUUCUCAUUUUUCUUGCUCCUAAUCGUUUGCAUGGGUUAUGGUGUUGUGAAACCUUCACUUGGCCGCACCAUGGUCUAUGUCCGAUUCCUUGCCAUUGGGACACUUUUUCUUCGGUGUUAUAUACGCUGUGGCAAAAAACAAAACGUGAAAGCUAUGAUGUAUAAGAAGUUAUGGUGGUGCAUCCUUGGCAGCAUUGUUGUUAUUUUCGGUUUCUUUUUUAUCAACUCCUUUGUCUUCGCGAGUCGCAACGUCGCAGACUUUGUUCCGGACCACUGGAAGUCAAGAUGGUUUGUACUGGAUGGUUGGCUCAAUAUUGUCUAUCUGUUCGAUAUUGCUUUUGUUGCAUACCUUUGGAGACCAACCGUGAAUAAUAGACGAUUCGCAAUGAGUGAUGAGAUUGCGCAAGACGAUGAUGGAUUUGAAAUUCGCUCAUUUGGCAGCUCACUUGACGAGGAGAGGGUUGGUAUAACAGGAUCGGAUGAUACCGAAAGAGGUCAUUCUCCUGUUCGACCAAAACCUGCGGAAUCGUCGUCAAACCAAAACAGACACUCACUCGAUGGUGAAACUAUCUUCGCUGUUGGAGAAGACGGAGAUAAGUGGUCAGAUGACGAAUCGCCCCGAAAUUCGACCGAAGGGAAAGGCUUGAUGAAAAAGGACAAUGACUGA
This is a messenger RNA of Histoplasma mississippiense, 1299 nucleotides long. RefSeq lists its product with no specific name. Gene Ontology annotation, biological process: retrograde transport, endosome to Golgi. Bases 1 to 1299 code for a protein of 432 amino acids. NCBI's taxonomy places the organism in Eukaryota, Fungi, Ascomycota, Eurotiomycetes, Onygenales, Ajellomycetaceae. Gene Ontology annotation, cellular component: Golgi apparatus; membrane. The record is from RefSeq and is a predicted model, not a curated record. The transcript has 8 exons.